Molecule: messenger RNA, 383 nt
Organism: Linum tenue
Lineage: Eukaryota; Viridiplantae; Streptophyta; Magnoliopsida; Malpighiales; Linaceae
Source: the annotation of a GenBank genome assembly
AAAACCUUGACGCUGCGUGGCUCUAUCGUUGAGAUAUUGAAUAAUACGUUUGAGAUUGUGGAACAACAUCCAUCUCCUUUCAACAGAUUGGAGUCCUUGAUUUUGUACACCAAUCAAAUACCCGACAAAGUCGUCAAUUACUUCUCUGAAGGAUCUUCAUGUGAGGUGUGUUUGAAGUUAGUUGAUGGUUAGCUCUGUAGAGAGGCCAGAAAAUAGUAAAAUGCUAUGAUGUUUGAUGAUUUAAGUUCGUUCCUUUGUUGGAUGACUUGACAGUGGGAUACACUUGUUUUCAGAAUGGGAAUGCACUAUUUGAUAUUGUUGAGGAAACUUAAUUUGUGUUAGGGGAAUGUUGUUGGUUCAUCCAUAUGUAUCAUUUACGGAAU